CCGAAACUCGAGGGGGCGCCCCCCAUGUCCCCACCCGGCUUGGUUUCCGCGUCCGCCGCGUGGCUGCGCUACGUGCGGAACAGCGCCUACUACGCCUUCUUCCGCCGCGCGCCCAGCGUCCACGAGCUGCACCGCGCGCACGUGGCCUGGGUACCAGCGGCUUCUCGCGGGCAGGUGGUUUCAAGCGAUGAGCUGUGCUCAGUGUGGCUCAUCAGGGAGUGUAUCGAUCAGGAGGCUGCCCUUCGCAUCAAGGCUUUGCUUGAGAAGCAGCACGAAGAUCUCUGGCACGGCUAUGAACUGGGCCGCCGGAUGCUCCCCUUGCACGCGGACCCGCCGCUGGAGGCCUCCGAGGCCGCACAGCUGCAGCUGGGAACGCUGGACGUCUUCGGGAGGCGACCGCCGCAGGCGUGGCCCAGGCUCCAGCAGAUGCGGGACGAAGGGCUGGCGGGCGCGGAGGAGCUCUAUUGCUUGCAACAGGUGGCGACCGAUCGACUUGGCUGGGGCCGGUGCCUCUUCGUGCAGGCGCAGCAGCUGGAGCCCGGCGCCUCGGUGAGCGCCCACCGCGACGCGCUGCCCUUCGGCGGCGACCGCAUCGCGACAGUGGUGCUGCAGGGCAGCGGCGUGGUGCGCGUGGGGCACCAGAGCUUCGAGGUCAACGCCGGAGACUUCUACGCCCUCGCCGACGAGGCGCGCUACUUCGUGGAGCACGAAGUGCAAACGGCGCCCUCCGACCGACUCAGCCUCACCUUCCGCUAUGGGCUGAGCCCGCACAGUGCCCUACCCUCCAUGGAGGGCGAGGAGCUGCGUGGUGACCGUGGCGGCGGGUCAGCCCUGCGCGACGUGUAGCGGACCAAAAGGGCGCCGGGGGAAGAAGAGGGACGGAGAGUGUGGCCGGAAGACCUGGCACACAUGUUUUCGCUUUUUUUUCUCUUUGUUUUAUACUGAAGACUAGAAAACAUGUGCUCAGUGUUUUAUGGCGUUUUUUGUUUUCUAAUCUAUAUAGACAUAAGAAGGUUGGAAUAUCUUGGAGCAGAGCCUGAGCAUAGCAGCUUUGACAUGGCCAGUCACGAAAGGUCAUGGUUUGAUCAUGUUUCCACCAACAACCAUUUGCUAUGGAAAGGAUCUCAACUGCCAUAUUUGGCAACAUCCAUGUGUUUCUGGUUGGGUAUGGGGUUCCAGGUUGGACUUGGUUGCCGUAGCGG
This is a messenger RNA of Durusdinium trenchii, 1202 nucleotides long. NCBI's taxonomy places the organism in Eukaryota, Dinophyceae, Suessiales, Symbiodiniaceae. The record is from the annotation of a GenBank genome assembly.